Grus americana (Whooping crane) is the source of this 615-nucleotide messenger RNA. Its product is annotated as olfactory receptor 14J1-like. The annotation marks the transcript as partial. Gene Ontology annotation, molecular function: olfactory receptor activity. Lineage: Eukaryota; Metazoa; Chordata; Aves; Gruiformes; Gruidae. The transcript has a single exon. The record is from RefSeq and is a predicted model, not a curated record. Gene Ontology annotation, cellular component: membrane. Gene Ontology annotation, biological process: G protein-coupled receptor signaling pathway.
CAACCCCUGCACUACGGGACCCUGCUGGGCAGCAGAGCUUGUGUCCACAUGGCAGCAGCUGCCUGGGGCAGUGGGUUUCUCAAUGCUGUGCUGCACACAGCCAAUACAUUUUCUAUACCACUCUGCCAGGGUAAUGCCCUGGACCAGUUCUUCUGUGAAAUCCCCCAGAUCCUCAAGCUCUCCUGCUCAGACACCUACCUCAGGGAAGUUGGGCUUCUUAUAUUAAGCUGUUUUUUAGCACUUGGGUGUUUUGUUUUCAUUGUGCUGUCCUAUGUGGAGAUCUUCAGGGCCGUGCUGAGGAUCCCCUCUGAGCAGGGACGGCACAAAGCCUUUUCCACGUGCCUCCCUCACCUGGCCGUGGUCUCCCUUUUUAUCAGCACUGCCAUAUUUGCUCACCUGAAGCCCCCCUCCAUCUCCUCCCCAUCCCUGGACCUGGUGGUGGCAGUUCUGUACUCGGUGGUUCCUCCAUCAGUGAACCCCCUCAUCUACAGCAUGAGGAACCAGGAAAUCAUAGAUGCCCUGUGGAAACUAUUUGAAUGCAAUCUACUUCAGAUCAAGAAGACCCCCAUUAUCCCACCAGGGCUCCCUCUGUAUUUCAGGAAAAGCCAGGAGUAG